Messenger RNA from Papaver somniferum (opium poppy), 906 nucleotides. RefSeq lists its product as uncharacterized. Lineage: Eukaryota; Viridiplantae; Streptophyta; Magnoliopsida; Ranunculales; Papaveraceae. Gene Ontology annotation, molecular function: nucleic acid binding; zinc ion binding. The transcript has a single exon. Bases 1 to 906 code for a protein of 301 amino acids. The record is from RefSeq and is a predicted model, not a curated record.
AUGUCUAGUCGUAUUAAUGGUUCAACCGGCCCACAAGAUGAUGGUUUAGGUGAUGUUGUUCGUGCUUUGAAUGUUGUUGCUCAAGCGAUGCAACAACAAGUGAAUCUUAAUCAGAACGCACCUCCUCCUCCUCCUCCUCCUCCACCUAAUCAAAGGGCUUUGUUAGUUAGAAGGUUUAUUGAACAAAGGCAUGAUUCCUUUAAGGAUAGUCCUGAUCCACUAGUUGUUGAAGAUUGGAUAGAUAAGAUUGAGAAAAUAUUCACCUUAUUAAACGUGAAUGAUGAGGAUAAGCUGAAUCUUGCAGUUUAUAAGCUUGAGAAUGAAGCCACUCGUUGGUGGGAUAUGACUCUUCGUUCUAGAAAUGAUGGCUUGUUUAACUGGGUAGAAUUUCAACUCGCUUUCCUAAAUAAGUACUUUCCACAAACUACAGGAAACCAACGCAUGAUCGAGUUUAUGCUGUUGACCCAGAGAAAUAUGACGGUAGAGCAGUAUCAAGCCAAGUUAGAAGAACUUUCUCGUUUUGCUCCCCACUUGGUUGAAAAUGAAGAGCUGAAGACUUUUAAGUUUCAGGAGGGACUUAACCCUUCAAUUAAGAGUAGGUUGUCUGUUUUGAAGAGUACAUCCUAUACUGAGAUAGUGGAGAGAGCGAUGAUCGCGGAGAGAGAACUCGAGGAAACUGCGAGAAUCCUUGAGCGCCAUGCUGGCGAUAGGAAUGGGAACGAUGAGAAUAAAAAUCACCGCUACAAAAGUAAAGAGAACAUAAACUAUGCACAAAGGCACCUCCAACAUGUUGUGUGUUUUGAGUGCAAGCAACCCGGUCACUAUAAGAGGAAAUGCCCCCAACUUGGUGCUCAGCGGGAUCAACAGCCUUCUGUGGCGCAACGUCAGAACCGAGAUAACCUCUAA